GUCUACGAACUAACCAUAAACGUGCUUUUCGCUCAACGCGGUAGAAAAUGGCAUAAGAGACCGGCGGUCGAGGCCCCGGUCACUGAUGUGACCAAUUACAAAGCUCUGGCACUUCGACGUAUUAACCGCCACAAGCUCACCAAUAAGGUGACAGUAGUUUCUUCAAUUCGCCGCGAUUUCGGUUUGGUGUUCGUUGCGCCCGCAACUUUGGACUUCUGCGAUUUAAUCGUAAUGUUUAAUCCAGCCUUUACCCUCUGCACCCAGACCGGCGCUGCCUCACCGUUAACUGAUGAGGACCGUAUUUUUACCAAUCUCUACGGUCUUCGCGACUGGCAUUUGAAGGGUGCUAUGCAAAGGGGUUGUUGGUACAAGACUAAGGAGAUAGUUCUCAAGGGUCAGGAUUGGAUAAUAAACGAAAUCAAAAAGUCUGGCCUCCGAGGCCGUGGAGGCGCUGGUUUUCCUGCGGGUGUCAAGUGGGGUUUUAUGCGAAAGCCCAAGGAUGGACGGUAA
Dibothriocephalus latus is the source of this 510-nucleotide messenger RNA. Lineage: Eukaryota; Metazoa; Platyhelminthes; Cestoda; Diphyllobothriidea; Diphyllobothriidae. The record is from the annotation of a GenBank genome assembly.